CGGACACAUCAAAGUUUCUGUCAAAAAUGAAAUGUCAAUUGGUUCACUUCAGGAAAACUGAGGAAAACAUUUUUAAUUAUUUCCUGUUGAAUUUGUUAAUGAAGAAUUAAUUAAGUAUCGAUUGAGAUCGCACACUAAGAUGGAUUGGUCAAUGGUGAGGAAUCACUUCAAACAGACCUGGUUGACUACGCUGCUCAGUCUUAUCUUAUUUACUGGAGUCACCUACUUUUUGGUUUGGGCUGAGACUCAAACGAUUCAAAGCAAUUUGAUGUUAGAAGAGUUAGUAUCACAUGCAGAGAGUAUAGAUGUGCACACAAACGAUGAAUCAGCACGCUUUGAGGGCCGGGUUGUACAUAUUGUGGGGCCUCUAAGGAUCCUUGAACCAAUAUCAGAGCCCGAUUACAACAUACAAGUGCAGGCUGUGAAACUACGUAAAAGAGUGCAGAUGUAUCAGUGGAUAGAGGAGACUACUGAUCAAGAAAAUUUCCUUUCGGAGCCUGGUGAUGAAUCCCAGAAAACCUAUUGGUACCACAAAGACUGGAGAGACUAUGUUGUUGACUCUUCCUUGUUCUACAUCAGACCUGGUCAUCACAACCCUGCUUCAAUGCCUUUAUUUAGUGAAACUCAUAUAGCUGAGAAUGUUAAAAUUGGCUGUUUGCUUUUAAGUCUAGAUGUAAAAAGAAAGGUGAAUGACUACUAUGAAAUUUGGUCUGAUUCAAAACCAGAGCGCAAUGACAUCAAGCUACAUUCUGGAUUCUACUAUCAUGGCGAGAGUGCUCUAGAACAUCAGAUCGGCGAUCUUCGAAUACAUUUUUCUUAUGCUGGGCGAGAGGAUGAUAUUUACACAGCAGUUGGCGUAGUUGAAAGUGGAACAUUACAGCCAUAUAGUCCAACACAUUUUCCAACUGCAGACCCUAUAUCGCUGCUACGCAAAGGGUCAUAUAGCUUGAAACAGCUGCAUGAUUUGGAACGCCGAGACGCCAAUACUCAUACAUGGAAGUAUAGACUGUUAGGUUUCAUUCAAGUCUUUGCAUCAGCUAUGACGCUUCAUCCUGAAUGGAUCACGAUUUUUCUCCAAUGUCAGUGGAUUUCAAGCAGCUUAAGACGUUGUACUAGAGUGUGGGUCAACUUCAUCUUAUCAGUGUCAUACACAUUGCUAGUAAUAUCAAUACCAUGGUUGCUCCAUAAACCGACAUUCGGUGCGAUGGUGUUUGGCGUGGCCAUCCUCCCUCUACUCCACUAUUCGACGCUGAUGACGCGACGCGACUCGACGCCUGAACCGCCCCCGUAUGCGCGAUGGAACGACAAUACGCGAUGAAAGUACCACAAAAAUAAACAGCACAUAGGAUAACAAAAACUUCCAUGGUCUCUGACACUUAGGAUAGUUACUUGUAUUGGGACUUCAUACUAUAAUGUAUAAUACAGGGUGUUAGGUAAAUGAGUAUAUGAGCCGACACUAGCCCAUG
Messenger RNA from Ostrinia furnacalis (Asian corn borer), 1466 nucleotides. It is a transcript of the gene Tmem43, whose product is annotated as Transmembrane protein 43. Gene Ontology annotation, cellular component: nuclear inner membrane. The transcript has 8 exons. The record is from RefSeq and is a predicted model, not a curated record. NCBI's taxonomy places the organism in Eukaryota, Metazoa, Arthropoda, Insecta, Lepidoptera, Crambidae. Bases 140 to 1318 code for a protein of 392 amino acids. Gene Ontology annotation, biological process: lipid metabolic process; nuclear membrane organization.